GUAGAGUGUUGUGAGUCUCUGAAGCACCUUAGCAGUUUCUUUCACUCCUCCUAGAAGGCCAGGUGUCACAGGAAAACUUCACUUUUUUGUUACAAGAAUUAAGUGGCAUCCAGAAACGGCAGCUGAUUGUCGACCUUCUGCUGAGUGGAUGGCAACACCAUUAAAAAUGUCUCUUCCUUCCUGGAAAUCCCGCAAAGAGUUCACGUUCCCAGGCUGUUGGAUCUCUUCCGUGUCGAUGGAUAAUAUUUGAUAUGUGCCCUGUAAAUCCUGCCCUGGGACUCUGUCACCGGAGGGGUGCCUGAUGCCUGUAAUCCCCAUUCCCCGGCGGGUCCGUUCGUUCCACGGCCCCCACACCACCUGCCUGCAUUCGGCCUGUGGCCCGGUGAGGACCACUCACUUGGUGCGUACCAAGUACAACAACUUCGACAUCUAUCUCAAAAGCCUAUUUCCCUCCAUCCUCUGGGUGGCACUCUCGAUCUUGUUUUGCCUUCAGUACCUCGGCAUCCGCAUCUUUCUGCGUUUCCAGUACAAACUCUCCAUCAUCCUCCUCUUACUGGGGCGAAGGCGAGUCGACUUCAGCCUCAUGAAUGAACUGCUCAUCUAUGGAAUUCAUGUGACCAUGCUGCUAGUGGGGGGGCUGGGAUGGUGUUUCAUGGUAUUUGUGGAUAUGUAAAUAAAACAAGCGCAUGUGGGCUGAGAAGGUGACUUUUCUUCUACCCUAAAAUGUGUCAAUAUCUUCUUUUCUUUUUUAUAUAAAUUAAUUUAUUUAUCAGUGCUACUUUUUAUUGAUAAAUUAACGUACUUGUCUCUGGAAUUUGUAUUUUUUUUGAGGGUUGAGGUGCCAUUUUGGUUAUCAAAGUGCAACACUUGAGUAUUUUGUUCUUUGCACAGUGCGAGUUAAUAUAAAUUUCGUUUAGUCCAUAGGAGCCUACCUUGCUGCUGUUCCUGGAUUGCUGUGGGCAUG
Messenger RNA from Tauraco erythrolophus (red-crested turaco), 964 nucleotides. The record is from RefSeq and is a predicted model, not a curated record. Lineage: Eukaryota; Metazoa; Chordata; Aves; Musophagiformes; Musophagidae.